Molecule: messenger RNA, 549 nt
Organism: Propithecus coquereli (Coquerel's sifaka)
Lineage: Eukaryota; Metazoa; Chordata; Mammalia; Primates; Indriidae
Gene: GTSCR1
Product: Gilles de la Tourette syndrome chromosome region, candidate 1 (non-protein coding)
Exons: 4
Source: RefSeq, a predicted model, not a curated record
AGCUUCCCAAGGUGGGUCCUUUGGUGGAUGGACCCACAUGGCUAUGAGGGACAUCUCUUCCCAUUUUUCUGUGUCUGGUCAAUCCAUCAACGUGGACAUCUGGAAGUGAGAGGAUGAAGGGGAAGGAGAGAGGAGAGAGAAGUCCUCCAUGGGGUUUCGGUGACACAAGGGGAGGAAGCACUACUUGCCAUUUGCUUACGAGCAUUUUUGUUUCUCUUGCUUAUUGUUCUGGGGUCUCCACUUCCCAGGAGGGCUAAGAAGUUGGAGCCAAAACCCAGAAUUGCUGUCCGCACAGGUUCCCUGCCCACCUGUGCAGAGCACAGCAUGAAAGCGUGUCCAUGUCUCCCAUCGUCCCGUGAGGGGCAGAAGCAUCGAUUGCUUCUGAGUGAGCACUGCCAAGCCUGCUGCACCUUAUUUCUGUAUCUCAGAAUCAUCAAAAUCCAGGUGAGAGGUACAGUGUAGACGUCAUUCACUGCGAGUCUGGCCCCGUCCAUCAGUACCAACGAAGAGAAGCAAAUCGGGACAGAGAUACGUCACUACUGUCUCUAG